GUGUCAUUAAGGCUCACAGGGACAAACCAGCUGACCCUUGGUUGGGGUGCCCUUGAACUUGUGGCAACACAAGUGUCCAGGGCGAGACCUGGACGGUCAUCCACUGGCCAGAGGGCUCCUCAUGGCAGGGCCAGCAGUUGGUGUAUUUUACAGAUGGCAUGGAAAGGUGGACUACUCAGCGAGCUGGUCCAGGGCCUCUGACAAAGCUUCUAGUGCUCUCCUUGUCACAGGCAGGAGCCUCCAAUCACAAGCAAGGCAGAAAGUGGGUCUUUGUUUUUCUAGAGACCCUACGUUGGAGAUCCCAUUCUGUACUUGGUGGAAAUUAGUAUCUUUCAAUGAAUAAUUCCCUGUCCUUUUCUGCUAAAACUAAGUGGGGGUGGAGAGUGGGUGUAUUCAGUGCUUGGGUUUAUUCACCUUGGUGUGGGACAGGGGGAUCUGGACCCCCAUCACCCCAUCAUUGUCCACCCUCCCAUUCCCCCAGGCGCAGAACUGCUGUGGUGUCAUCGCCCAAACCUAUGUGGAGACCCUGCCAGUCCUGGGCCCCUCUGGGACAUUAGGGUGCAGGGGGGCGGCUCUCACAGUUGCCUGGACUCCCCUGCAGCUGUUUGUUCUCAGCUCUUUGACUCCCCACGGUAACAGGGGUUCUGCUGUCCCACAUCCCCUGGCUGGGCAGGGGACAGCCCUGCAGGGUGGGAGAGCCUUCUCAGGGACCAGUGAGUCCCAGCAGGACACUUUGCAGUGACUCAUCAGUCUUUCUUUGCCCGGUGCCCUUCAGGGUCUUGGACUUUGAAACUCAAAACCUUUCCCCCAUUUCUGCUGUAAAUCCUGUCCCUGCGGAAUUGACUGCUCCAGCAUACAGCUGCCCAGGUAGGGAAAGAGUUACAGGGGAUCAGGAACUAGCAGGGCCAGGAGUGGGGAGGGGGAAAGUACCCCCAGCUACUCUUUCAGGAUAAUAUCCUGCUGCUUCAUACUGAAUCCUCACAACACUGAAGCUCGGAGGGGUGAAGUGACUAGAAGUAUUAGAGUUGUGACCACAAGAGCAGACUUGAGGAGGCACAGUCUGGCCAGGAAGCAGAGGCAAACUCAAAGGGAAGGGAAUGAUUGAUGGGCUGGGGGUGGAUGGGAUGAGGAAGCACCAGGGACCAGCAAAUAGCAAGAAGUCAAGAAGCUGUUAGCGCCCUAGGGUGUUGGCUGAGCCUGGAGAAGCCCAGAGCGCUGGAAAAGAGGAGCAGAAUGGAUCCCAGGAGGGAGCAGGAGGAGGAAAACCCAGUUCUUCCUUCCUCUAAGCCUCCCUUCUCUUGCCAAUGCCUCCCGCUGUGGAAGCCAGAAGUCACGGGAGCCUGGCAGUGGUGCACUGCGGUUGGCUCCCACAGGUUUGUGAGUGCCAACUGUUAAAUUUCUAGAAUUUUGUGGACCACUUGUUAAACACAGCCAUUGUUAAAAAUUAAUUAUAGAAGCUUACAAUUAAUUAUACAAAAAGAACAAACACAUAUUCAAAACGUAUCACUUCCUCAGUAUUUCACUGCAUUUUCCUAUGAUCUGUUCUUGAAGUUAUGAAUGAGUAGUGUGCCUGCCCUAUAGAAAUGCCAUUUGAUGUGUACUACCCUACUCAACAUUCACUGACAUCGUGUUGGUAGCUUGAGUAUUUACAACACAGAAAUCAGCCAAUGACUUGUUUUUGUGGAUUUCAUGUUUUGUUGAUUGUCUAGCCUUUAAAAGCAGUGGAGAGUAUGUUAAUAGUGCAGAUUAAAUUUAGUGGUAUGUUGUGUCUGUAGCUAUUGAAUUCUGAAUAGCACAAAAACUUGAGGAAAUGUUUGUCCGGUGUCUCAAAUCUUGUAUCCAGAUCAGGAAAGAAGUUGCUUCAUGGCUGGGUGUGGUGGCUGCUUACACUCGUAAUACCAAGACUUUGGGAGGCCAAGGCAUGCAGAGCACUUGAGCUCAGGAGUUCCAGAUCAGCCUGGACAACAUGGCAAAACCCCCUCUCUACAAAAAAUACAAAAAUUAACUGGGCAUGGUGGCAUGCACCUGUAAUCCCACCUACUCAGGAGGCUGAAGUGAGAGGAUUCCUUGAGCCCAGGAGAUCGAGCCUUUGGUGAGCCGUGAUUGAGCCGUUGCACUCCAGCCUGGGUAACAGAGUGAGAUCCUGUCUUCACAAAAUUUAAAAAUACAAAAAAAAUUUAAAAAGAAGUUACAUCAUGAUGAAGAAUAAAUGAAGUUUCUCAGUUAUUUCACCUUUUUCUUGCUAAGGCUGAACGCCUUAGGGACCAUCAACCCCAGGUGGUGUCGUUUCCAGUGAAAACCGAACUCCGCGAUGUAGCCGGACUGGAGAGAAGAGAGUGACGUGCGCCCCCUUCCUGCGGUGGGUGGAUGAAAGAUCCUUGGCCUUUCGGGGCCCAGAACGCUACGGAAGCCCGGCGGCCAGGAGGGGUUGGGCUCCCGCUCCAUAGCGGCCCCCGGCCAGCACGCCGCCAGGCAGAGGAGGCGCCCGGAGCUCAGAGCGCGCAGAGUCCGGCCACUGGGCCGCUGUCUGACCCAGGAAGCGCAGAGCGAGCUCUCACUCCGUCUUCAUGGAUUCCCAGCCCAGCUGCGUGGUGGUGACCGGAGCUGUCCGAGCUGGGCCUGGGGAAUGACACAGUGGUGCAGCUGCGGACUCUGGAGCUGCCUGUAGAUUACAGGGAGGCUAAGCGGAGGGUCACCGGAAUCUGGGAAGAUCAUCAGCUGCAACUCGUCGUGCAUGUGGGCAUGGACACCGCCGCCAAGGCGAUCAUUCUGGAACAGUCUGGCAAGAACCAAGGCUACCGGGACGCCGACAUCCGGGGCUUCCGGCCGGAGGGCGGCGUGUGCCUACCUGGCGGCCCAGACGUGCUGGAGUCAGGGGUCUGCAUGAAGGCAGUCUGCAAGCGCGUAGCUGUGGAGGGUGUCGAGGUGAUCUUUUCCCGAGAUGCAGGCAGAUACGUCUGUGAUUAUACCUAUUAUCUCUCUCUGCAUCAUGGAAAGGGCUGCGCCGCACUCAUUCAUGUCCCUCCACUAUCGUGCGGGCUCCCGGCUAGCCUGCUGGGAAGAGUCUUGCAAGUCAUCAUCCAGGAAAUGCUGGAAGAGGUGGGAAAGCCCAAGCACAAAGCCCCGUUCGAAGAAAACUCAACCAUGGCCCUUCCAGCCAAAGGGAACUGACCGGAGGAUUGCUCCUUUAGAGAAAAUUAAAUGUUUCAAUCCUAUGUGUAGCAUUCAGCCGUGCAUUGAGAAACUUUUUCAGAAAUUGCUUGUAAGACAAAGAGGGUGGAAAACUGAAUUAGCCCAACAAAAUCGCAAAGGGUUAUUUUAUUGUCGGGAGAAAGAACACUCUGAAAGGUGGACAUUUCACAGGGGAUGAACUAGCUUCAGUUAGGGUUUUCGUGACAAUAAAAUGAAAUCCGAGUCAUCGGUUUUCUUCCAAAAAU
Molecule: messenger RNA, 3437 nt
Organism: Symphalangus syndactylus (siamang)
Lineage: Eukaryota; Metazoa; Chordata; Mammalia; Primates; Hylobatidae
Gene: PGPEP1L
Product: pyroglutamyl-peptidase I like
Source: RefSeq, a predicted model, not a curated record